Pistacia vera is the source of this 696-nucleotide messenger RNA. Its product is annotated as TMV resistance protein N-like. Gene Ontology annotation, molecular function: ADP binding. The coding region runs from base 1 to 696 and encodes 231 amino acids. NCBI's taxonomy places the organism in Eukaryota, Viridiplantae, Streptophyta, Magnoliopsida, Sapindales, Anacardiaceae. Gene Ontology annotation, biological process: defense response; signal transduction. The transcript has 4 exons. The record is from RefSeq and is a predicted model, not a curated record.
AUGUCAAUUGUUGUUUUCUCAAGAAACUAUGCCUCUUGUACUUGGUGCUUGGAUGAAGCUGUUAAGAUUGUUCAAUGUGGAGAAGAAAUAGGACAAACCAUCAUUCCGAUUUUCUAUGAUGUAGAUCCAUCAACGGUAAGGAACCAAAAGAGAAACUUUCAAAAAGCAUUUUCUAAACAUGAAGAGACUUUCAAGGAGAAUAUGGAAAAAGUGAAAAGGUGGAGGGCUGCUUUGAGAAAGGUGGCUGAUAUUUCUGGAUGGGAUUUGAAGGAUAGGCAUGAGUCAGACUUUAUUAAAGAAAUUGUCACAAACAUAUCAAGUAAAUUAAGUCUUCCAACAUGUAUGGAUCUUAAGGACCUGGUGAAUUUGAAGGAAGGUGUUUUCUUGCUAAUGUUAGAGAAGUUUAAGAACAAAGAGAUGGUUAUUAUUGUUCUAGAUGAUGUGGUUAAUGGGAAACAAUUAAAGAAAUUAGUUGGAAGUCGUGAUUGGUUUGGCUUAGGCAGUAAGAUCAUAAUAACCACAAGAGAUGAACAUUUGUUGAAAUCACACGGGAUAGAUGAAGAGCAUUUAUACAAGGUUGAGGAACUAAAUCAUGAUCAUAGUAUCCAACUCCUUAGUUUGAAGGCCUUUAGAAACUAUCAAUCUCCCAAAGACUAUUCGAAGUUGUCUGAGUGUGUUGUGAAGUAUGCUGGUUGA